This is a messenger RNA of Psylliodes chrysocephalus, 1670 nucleotides long. NCBI's taxonomy places the organism in Eukaryota, Metazoa, Arthropoda, Insecta, Coleoptera, Chrysomelidae. The record is from the annotation of a GenBank genome assembly.
GGACGAGUGCAUUAAGUUUUUAAUGUUGAUAGUAAUGAUGACUUUUACUAAUUUGAAUGCGUAUAUAUAUAUAGUGGAAUAACGUCUUGUUAAAAUCAGUUUGUUUUUAUUUAUGGUAGAUUGAGUUACAGUAAGUGCUGCGUUCAUAAGAUAAAAUGUUUAUAACGGACAAAUUAAUGACCGAUUUAAUCAUAGCGAUUACAACCCUUGUAAUCGCUGCAUAUUUUUAUAUUAGACAUAAAUACAGUUAUUGGACCAAAAAGGGUAUUCCCCAAAUUCCACCCAUUUUCCCGUUGGGCAAUCACUCGUUAAGUUUACCGAAAGGGAUAUCGUUGGGAGGACUUUCUGAAAUAUAUCAUAACGAAUUUAAAAAAAAAGGACACAAAUUAGGGGGUGUCUAUUUGGGUUUGACUCCAUAUUUGGUCGUGACUGAUGCUACAUACGCGAAAAAUAUUUUAACUACAGAUUUCUCGAGUUUCGUAGAUCGUGGUGUCUUUCACAACAAAAAAAGUCCUCUUAGUGUUAAUAUAAUAACGCAACUUGGAGACGAGUGGAGAACCUCCAGGUCCAAAUUUACAAGCAUAUUCACAUCUGCAAAAAUGAAAUACUUCUUUAGUACCAUCAAAAAAUGCAGUGAUGAAUUAGACUCUAAUUUAGAAGAGAUAGCGAAUAAUGGAAAGGCAGAUAUUGACAUUUACGAAGUUAUGGGUUGUUUUUUUACCGAUGUGAUAGGAUCAGUAACUUAUGGAGUUGACGCCAAUAGUUUCAAAUCUCCAGAUGCCAUUUUCAGAAAAUUAGGACGGGAUUUUUUUGGAACCUUUACAUUACCAUUCAGACUAGCGUUAUUCUUUACCAUUUGUUACCCCAAAUUUGCCAACCUUAUGAACCUAGCAGGCGUCCAACCUAAUAUUGAAAAAUUUUUCAAAGAUUUUGUUCCAGAAGCUCUGGAAAACAGAAUCAAAUCCAAAGAACAGAGAGCGGAUUUCCUUCAGUUAUUGAUCGAAAUGAAAAAAUCUGGAAUUGAUCUAACCGAAAACGAAAUUAUUGGUCAGUCUUUCAUAUUUUUCGCUGCUGGCUUCGAAACAUCAUCAGCAGCUUCUGCGUUAAUGCUUUACGAAAUGGCGAAAAACCCAGACAUUCAAGAAAGAGCAAGAGCUGAAAUUAAGCAAGUUCUCUCUAAACAUGGAGACGUAACCUAUGAUGCUAUACAAGAUAUGACAUAUCUCUCUCAAGUAUUAAACGAGGUCAUGAGAAAAUAUCCUCUACUGCCGUCACUCCAUAGGGUGUGUGUUAAGGACUACAAAUUUCCAGAUUCUAACGUAGUUAUUGAAAAAGGAACUCGCGUCAUUAUGUCGAUUCAAGGAUGGCACCGUGAUCCAAACCUAUUCCCAGACCCUAUGAAAUUUGAUCCUGAGAGAUUCGCAGAUAAAAAUGCUAAACAUGAAGGAUAUUUCCCAUUUGGAGAUGGACCUAGAAACUGCAUUGGAUUAAAGCUGGGAAUUCUGCAGACGAAGUUGGGUGUGGCGGAAAUAGUUAAGAAUUUUGAAAUCUCUGUGAGUCCAAAAUGUAAAGAACCAUUAAAGCUUGAUCCACUCACUUUUGUUUUAAAGAUGGAGGAUCCAAUCUUAUUAAGGUUAAAGAAAAUUAAUUAAUAAAUAUAUUUAACAAAU